Polyodon spathula (Mississippi paddlefish) is the source of this 3536-nucleotide messenger RNA. RefSeq names its product discs, large (Drosophila) homolog-associated protein 3 (gene dlgap3). The record is from RefSeq and is a predicted model, not a curated record. Gene Ontology annotation, molecular function: molecular adaptor activity. Gene Ontology annotation, biological process: signaling. The coding region runs from base 162 to 3095 and encodes 977 amino acids. Lineage: Eukaryota; Metazoa; Chordata; Actinopteri; Acipenseriformes; Polyodontidae. The transcript has 11 exons. Gene Ontology annotation, cellular component: postsynaptic specialization; glutamatergic synapse.
GUUUGCCUGCGGUGGGGGGCAGUUUAUAAUGUAUAACUGGACUAUCAUCCCAAGGGAAUUCACACCGCCGGUCGUGAAGAGCCGAAGAUCAACGAUAUUAAGGUAAUCCUGGAUGAGCCCACACCUCUGUCCCCCACUGUCCAGUCCAGUAUGAGGAGGCAAUGAAGGGGUAUCAUGUAAGCAGAAGCCUCUCCCAGCAGUCCGCUCCGGGGCCAUGCCACUGCAUACCAGAGGACUGUGACCCCCCCCCCGAAUACAUGCCUCUGUCCCCGGACCCUCGCGCCACUUUCAAACCCCACCAGGGGCUGGGGGACCACCACCACUACUACCCUCCUCCCACGGAGCUGAGCGGGGGCACCUUCCCUCGCUCGCUGCCCAGCCAGAGCUACGACACCUGUGAGGAAUGCCUGGCCUCUCACCACCCCCCUGCUUCUCUGCAGCUCGCACUGGGAGGAGGGGGGAAGAUCCAGCGCCUGCCCCCAACGCUGCUGGACCAGUUUGAGAAGCAGCUCCCCUUCCACCCCGAAGGCUUCCACACCCUGCAGUACCAGCGCGGUGCCAACAGGGAGCAGCGCAGCGAGAGCCCCGGCCGGAUUCGACACCUGGUCAACUCGGUCCAGAGACUCUUCGCCAAGUCCCACUCCCUGGAGGCGCCCUCAAAGAGGGAGUACAACGGGACGAGGGCGGGGCCGAGGGGAGAGGAGGGGUACCCCCCGGGCUCCCAGCACGACCCCCGCCAGCACAGGCGGAGCAAGAGCCGCGACCGCAAGGAGCUUCGGCAGCGCAGCAAAACAGCCGGCUGGUGGAGCUCGGAUGACAAUCUGGAAAGCGAUAGCGGCUACCUGGUGUCGGGGGCCAGGGACAGCAGGGCAGGGCCCCCGCCGGGCUCCGAAGGGUCGGACAGCGGCGCCCUGACCCUGAAGUCCCUCAAGGGGAAGGCGCUGCAGCAGCCGCAGGGGGAGUGCAUGGCUUGCACCAGCAUGGCGCUGGCAGGGGAAGGAGGGCUUUCCCUCAAGAGGAGCAACUGGCCAUCCCUGACGGUCAGCCAGGCUCAGGAGGGGUACCCCGGGUCCGGACUGGGCUACGACAAGGCACUGGUUCUGCACGAGCCCGGCAAGACCAAGGAGCAGGCUUACCACUUACUACAGGUUCCCUCGGACGAUUGGGGUGGGGGGUACCCCGCGGGGGCCAAGCUGGGGGGGGAGAUCCCGUGCCGGCGCAUGCGGAGCGGCAGCUACAUCAAAGCCAUGGGAGACGACGACAGCGGGGACUCUGAGGCAAGCCCCAAACCCUCCCCCAAGACCGGGGCGAGCGUGCAGAGAGAGGCCUUCCGACGCUCCGUCAGUAUGGACUACCGCAGCCCCUCCAGCAACUACUCCUCCUGUAAGCAGUGCUCGGACUACCCCAGCUGCACCACGCCCAAGGUCAACUUGAGGACACGCAGCUACAGCCGCUCCCUGACCGCCACGCAGCUCGGGGAGGCUCUGAUGCAGCGGCAGUUCGAGGGGAUGUGUGACUCUGUUUAUGGGGAGACCGAGUCGCAGGCUGUGGAUGCUCUGGACCUGCCCGGCUGCUUCCGCACUCGCAGUCCCAGCUACGUCCGCGCCAUCCAGGCCGGGGUCUCCCAGGACGACGACUGCCUGUCUGUCUUCAGCCUGUCCAACUCGCAGGGCCACGGCAAGACAGGCAACUUGUUCCCGUACCGCAAGCACCCCCCUCCACUCCCCCCUCGAAUCUCCAAACCCAUGAUCUCCAUCACAGCCCAGAGCAGCACAGAGUCCCAGCAGGACAGCUACCCGCCAGGCCAUCCCAAACCCCAACCCCACAGCAACUCAACGGAGAGCCUGGACGUGGGGCGCACCUCCCGAACCGCGGGCCGGGGCAGCAAACUGCACAGCAACUCAGCGGACAACCUUCUGGAGGGGGGCAGGGACUACCAGGGGACCCCCUCCUCCGGGCGCCCCAAACCACCGCACAGCAGCUCCGCGGACAGCGUGCUGGACAGGGCUUCAGCCACCCCCAAAAACAACAGCCUGAAGACGGCCGGAAGCCAGGAGCACAAGUCUGAGAGCAGGGGGAGGAAGUGGAGGCCGUCCAUCGCAGUGCAGGUGGACAGCUCAGACUCUGACUCGGAAAGCAAAGCCCUCAGGGAGUUCCACUCCAUCGGGGUGCAGGUGGAGGAGGACAGAAGACGGGCGCGGUUCAAGCGCUCAAACAGCGUGACGGCGAGCGUGCAGGCAGAUCUGGGGUGCGAGGGCGUGGCCACGGAGGACAAGGGGCUGCAGUUCGGACACUCCUUCCAGCGCCACUCCUCCGAGCCCGAGUCCAGGGGUCAGUACGGCGUGUACCGGACCGUCCACACGCAGGGCGAGUGGUCGUACCACGAGGGCUGGCAGCCCCUGGAGAGCGGCUGGAGCGAGGGGCCCCCCAGCCGGCCGGACGCGGAGCACUUUCUGAAGAGGCUGCAGGCAGAGGUGGAGCGGAUGGAGGGAUGGUGCCAGGCCAUGGAGAGAGAGGUGGAGGAGAGCGACCUGGGGGAGGAGGUUGUUGAGCUGGUCCGCUGUGCGGUGGGCAGUGCCCAGCUGCUGAUGACUCAGAAGAUUCAGCAGUUUUUCAGACUGUGCAAGCAGAGCUUGGACCCCUCUGCGUACCCCCAGCCCACUCCUCAGGACCUGGCUGGGCUCUGGGAUCUGCUGCAGCUCUCUAUCAAGGACGUGAGGCUCAAAUUCCAGGAGCUUCAGAGACUGAAGGACAGAGGCUGGAAAAUCCCAGAGAGGAAGGAGGAUAAGAAGAUUCCUUCUCUGUUACCAAAGAAGUCUGCAGGUGGUGUGAGCGGCAGUGCUGUCCCGAGUGUCAGUCUCAGCAGCUCGCUCAGUCUGGGAAGCCUCAACAUGGGAGGCAGCCUGGGGUCCCGGGCGGGGAAGGUGCUGCUUCCCCGGGACCGAUCCCUGGACCUGGUAGGGGACCGGCAGAGGCAGGAUGCCAGUCGGAGGCUACUAGCAGGCAAGCGCACUGCGUCCUUCCGGCAAAACUCAGCCACCGAAAGCGCUGACAGCAUCGAGAUCUACAUCCCUGAGGCCCAGACCAGGCUGUGAACCACGGAGCCACGAAGCCAGCCCAGCAUCGACACGCUCUCUCUCUCCCUCUCUCCCGCAGCCAACCAGCCUGCCCAGCUCGCUUUCACAUUUCAUUUCAUUCCGUGGUUUAUUUUAUUGUAAUUACGCCAGUGCAAAAAUGUUAUCUCAUUUCUUUUAAUUAUUUUUUUUGUUUCAAAACAAAUAAAUAAUGGUUUGCUCCAUUGAAAGCUUAGGAAAUUGGUCCAUUCACAGUUGCAACACAACUUACAGAGCAGUGAGCUGGGAGCUCAACCACGUUACUCCUGCUCCCCCUGCUGGACAUCCCAGCAAUGGACUUGCUACUGCAUCAAGCUGCUAAAACUGUACUGGACCUCUGGACAGCAGAGUACUAGAGCCAGGGUACUAAUAAAUCUUCAUAUUUCAAAAUGGAAGUAUAUUUUAUUACAAAUGACCGGCAAU